AUGCCGCAAUUCGAAACAAGCCAAGAAUGGCUCACGCAGUCCAGCCUCCUCCUCCAAGCGCGCCCUACAACUACACGCAUAACAUCCAAAUACAACGUCCUCUCGCCGACCAGUGCCAAAAUAACAAAAAAACGCUCUAAACGACCCCUCAAAACGAACCCUGAAUCCACGACGACGACGACAACAACAGCCACUCCCCCGGAAGCACCCCUCGCCGCAUUCAUCCUCAAAACAUAUGACCCAGUAUCCGGCGCAUGCUUAAAGUACAAAACCGACAAAGCCGCAGAAGUGGGGAGACUGGUGGGCUGUCUAGGGCGGCUGGGCAGGAGUAUGGCUGCACUGCCGGAGAUGGGAGAGGAUCAAACUCCAGAUCACAAGGACGAUGUGGAAGAUAGACCUGAGCAGAAGAAUACACCUGCGAGCGCCGUGGUGUCAACGCCGCCGCAAACACAAGGGAGCGGUGGGAAGAAGAAGAAGAAAGGCAGGAAAUGAAGUAAGGAUGAGCGUGAUGCAGAGAAAAUAAGAAAAGCAUCUUCGUCAGCGUUGGCGUGAGGUUCUAAUUUGGAUCGGCUUGCUACGGCAUGGGGCAUGGGGCGGACGGCAGUGUAUUGACCAUGAACUGGCGGGGGAAACGAUUGAGC
Messenger RNA from Pseudovirgaria hyperparasitica, 641 nucleotides. RefSeq lists its product as uncharacterized. The coding region runs from base 1 to 492 and encodes 163 amino acids. Gene Ontology annotation, cellular component: signal recognition particle, endoplasmic reticulum targeting. The record is from RefSeq and is a predicted model, not a curated record. NCBI's taxonomy places the organism in Eukaryota, Fungi, Ascomycota, Dothideomycetes, Acrospermales, Acrospermaceae. Gene Ontology annotation, biological process: SRP-dependent cotranslational protein targeting to membrane. The transcript is spliced from 3 exons.